Molecule: messenger RNA, 939 nt
Organism: Haliotis rufescens (red abalone)
Lineage: Eukaryota; Metazoa; Mollusca; Gastropoda; Lepetellida; Haliotidae
Exons: 1
Coding region: 1-939 (312 amino acids)
Source: RefSeq, a predicted model, not a curated record
AUGAUACUAGAAGUAGGUACAACGCAUUCGACUGUCACCAAAGAUGAUGUUAUUCCAGUUAUGUUUGUGAAAUUUGACUGUUCAAAAAUUCCGGAGCACUUCUUUACCUCAACGGAGUCAGGUCAGAAACUAGAUCAAGUUAUUAAGGAUUUGGAUAGUUCAAUAAAAGACCAAACUUCUAUCAAUAAGGCUUUCGAAUCGUUCGCCGAGGUUGUCUUAUGUGAGAUGAAAGAACAUCUUCCGUCAAGAAAAGUUGUGCAUUACUCGGUGAGGAAGAAAUGUAAAUACAAGAAACAGUGGUGGAACUUGGAGUUGGCUGAUCUUUGGAAAAACCUUUGUGAAGCAGAAAGGUUAUGGUGCAAAUCUAAUGGUCCCAGGAAACAACAGUUAAAGAGUAUAUACGUUGCAAGAAGAAAAACUUUCGAUAAAGAAUGCAAACGCGCUAAACGUGUGCAUGUUAAGAAAACACUUCAAGAUAUGGAGGAACUGUGUAAAUCAGACCCUGGAGAGUUUUGGAGGAAAAUCGGGCAGGUAGGAAUUGGUAAUGAAAGGAGAAAAACGAUUCCGAUGGAGGUGAAACUAGAAGACGGGUCCGUGAGUAAAGAUAUGGACAAGGUCAUGGACACCUGGUACAAGGCAUACUCGGACAUCCUCAACUGCAAUGGAAAUAUCUCUCAGACAGGUGUAACAUAUUCUACAACUGACGAAGAUGACAGCAUGAGUGACCCUAUUUCCCAUGACGAAAUAAAAUCCGCAAUUGGGAAGGCUAAACAGGGUAAAGCGCCAGGUUUAGAUAAUAUACCAAUUGAAGUAUUAAAGAAUGAGAAGUGUGCGAGAUACAUGUAUAAUCUGUUUAAUAUUUGUUUUGAGGAAGGCUGCAUACCGUCUGAGUGGACAAAGGCUGUGAUAAACCCGAUACCGAAGUCGUCGACAGAGUAG